Molecule: messenger RNA, 3763 nt
Organism: Opisthorchis viverrini
Lineage: Eukaryota; Metazoa; Platyhelminthes; Trematoda; Opisthorchiida; Opisthorchiidae
Exons: 4
Coding region: 1820-3562 (580 amino acids)
Biological process (GO): microtubule cytoskeleton organization; mitotic cell cycle
Cellular component (GO): cytoplasm; microtubule
Molecular function (GO): structural constituent of cytoskeleton; GTP binding
Source: RefSeq, a predicted model, not a curated record
CGGAACGGCACUUUACAAAAUCGCAAUGAGUUAUUACUCUCCAGCUCCAGUCAUUUCAGUGGGCGCUCCUACCGUAAACGGGUCAUUUGGGUCCGCUUUGACGCUCUGUUUAGCGCGCAUUUUUAUGUGAGAAACCAAAUUAAUUUGUCCAAUCAGUACUGCUUUCAAGAGUAGCCUGUACUGCUUUUUGAAUAUGCUUUGGAGCCUGAAAUAAAGGUGGAGUCGGUAGACGGCCAUACCGGUAAGCCACAUUACCACCAGGCAAUACACACCGGCACAUAUCCACACUGACCUAUCUAAUCUGCCCAACCAUGCCCAUGCAGAUUGCUGAUCAAAAGGCAGCGCUCUUGUCGGAGUCUCUGGUCCAGAUUUCCCAGCAAUUAUUUGCUCCAACGAGAACCACAUCUGAAGCAGCUGACUGAGUAUCCAUCUGGUGAUAGCUCCUGCGUUUAGUUUACACUCCCCAAUAGAGGUGGCUCCAACAGUGUCCGUCGUAAACCCCUCUGGGCAUCUUAAACAACCAGCGCUGCUUGGCCAUCCGGUGCUACCCCGAUAAUAUCCCCGUGGACAUUUAUAGCAGCCAUCAUCAUAUGUGUAUGGUGCACGGGAUGCUGUGCCAUCAGGACAGGGGUGACAAAUCAACUUGUAUGGUAGGAGUGCUUCUGCUGAGCUGUCCUUGAAGCUUGAAUUCAAUAGGCUUUCGAAAUUGAGACCGCGUAAUACCGGUUUGGUUGUGAAUGUGAAAGUUCCAGGAGGACAGAUAACACUCAAACGGGUUGCCACUAUGGUCGACUCGAAGGGAUCUUCAAGGUUCAGUUGAUUUUCUAAAUCCUCUAAAAGGUACAUAUCCAAACUGUGUUUUAGGUGGGCAUGUAGAUAACUCAAUUCUCCGUUUGUCGGAUCGGCCAAAAGACUCAAAGGUGACACAGACAAUUCUAUUUGCACACCAAGCUCUGUGUACCCUAAGGCGGUCGACUGAACUAGUGGCAUACGUUCUUUGAGGCCAGAAAGUUUAACGAAGGGUCUGCGAUGUUCAUAAAUGCCGCUGCAUGCCCGAGCAACAUGUCUUUUUAUGGAGCGUUGCUUGUAACACCAAUUUGUGACUGGUUUAAGCAGUACGCUUCUGUUUUCGAACUCAAUCUCCGGUGGAACUGCGUAGUUCCAAAUGAUUAUCGGUUGCACAUAGAUCAUGAAUGUAAAAAAAACCUGCCUCCCGAUUCGGCUUUUUCGUUCGAUUACUUUCCAAGGGUCUCGAUAUCCGAUAACUGUGCUAGUUUGAAGUUCACUGCAUGUGACAGAAUCCAUGUGUCUAACCUUUAGAAUUUGGUUGGUUCCACCGAUCCAACUCCUAUACUCUGGCAUCAGACUCAUCGGUUUCUCCGUUGGAGGAGUGGGUCGUGCCGCAUACUGAGUCACAGAUAGUUCGCUAGCUUCAAAUGGAGGGACAUGAAUCAACAGAAUCUCACCCACAUGGAGUAGGUUCCCAAGACGAUCAUACCAUGCCGCAAUGGAGUUGGAAGUAAAAUUUGUAUCCAGUUCCCGGUUCUCUCGAACCCACCACUCAGGAGAUUCCCGUUUAUGGAGCUGUCGCAGUUUACAUGGGAGAGAAACCAAUUUUCCGGCGGGCAGCCAAACCAUGUGAUGCGUUUUACACUGACUGGUAACAAGAAAAAAAGCCAGACAAGCCCAGCUCCAUGGGAUUUUCAUCUGGGUUAUUUCGUUUAUACGUUGCCGGAAUGUUUUGUUCACUCUGUGUGUGGAUAAUUUGAAUAUCGCCGAUCGAUGAUGUGGUGCCAGAGUGUAAGCAAGAAUCCUCCAUAUGCGCCAGUUAAUUCAUCUUCAUGUCGGCCAAGCCGGAGUCCAAACUGCGAAUGCGCUUUGGGAGCUAUACUGCUUAGAACAUCAGAUUCAGCCAGACGGACGACAAAUAGCUAGCGCGUUCGAUCAACUCCAAGCUAAAAUUAAUGCCGCAAAAGCUCAGGGAUUGCCACGUUUGGAUCUCGAAGAUUUGAAUGUGACUAACUUGGAAGCUCCGGAAAUUAAAGAUGAACUAAACAAAAUCCUUCCCAAUGAAGGACGAACGAACACACAGGCUGCUUCGCAGGCACGAGACUUCGACAACGGUGCUUAUGAGACGUUGUUCGCAACGACCCCAAGUGGCCAGUUUGUUCCGAGAGCCAUACUUGUGGACUCAGAACCAUCUGUCAUUGACGAAGUGCGCAACGGGAUGUACCGGUGUUUGUACCAUCCACAUGAUCUAAUCACGCACAAUGAGGACUGCUCUAAUAAUUUUGCAAGAGGAAACAUCACGAUUGGAAAGAAAAUGAUUGACAAGAUCAUGGAGAGAGUACGCAAAGCUGUAGAACAAACAGAUCUACUUCAGGGAUUUGUCGCGACCCAUAGUUGUUCUGGUGGCACUGGUGGAGGUCUGACGGCAUAUAUUUUCCAAUGCCUUUCUUCUGACUAUGAGAAAAAUAGCAUCGUACAAUUGCCAAUUUAUCCGUCACCACAACACGCAAACACCAUAGUGGAGCCAUACAAUACAGUUUUACACUUGGAUCAAGCUGUGGAUGCGGUCAAGCUCUCAACGAUGAUGGACAAUGAAGCCAUUGGUGAGGUGUGCCGUCGAAAUCUGAUGCACCGCCAACCAACAUUCCACACACUUAACCAAGUAAUCGCUCUUCUGACAAGUUCCUUACUAUCGCCUAUUCGUUAUCCUGGUUGUCUUACUGCUGGCCUUCCGGAAUUGGAAACAAACCUGGUACCGUUUCCUCGGAUACACUUCCCAAUCUUGAGGCACGCACCAUUUCUACACUACUCACAUUCAACCCAUCAGCCUACGAUUGAUCAGCUGGUUCAGAAUGUGUUUAGUUCAGCCGGUCAAACUGUCAAAUGUGAUCUGAAUAGAGGAAAGUUUAUGGCCUGCGUGCUUUCAUUUCGAGGUCUUGUAGGUCCUCGACUGGUUAACAGUGCGCUUACUCGUGUCAAGGCAACUCCACAUUAUGAAUUCGUUGACUGGUGCCCCACAGGUGUGAAGGUCAAUUUAGUAGCACAACCGCCAAUUUUCAUGGCUUACGACUCACACAUGGCUCCUACAGACUGUUCCGUGACUAUGCUGGCCAACACGACUGCUAUCCGGAGUGUUUGGAGUACGGUGGGUGCGAAAUUCGAUAUGAUGUUCAGUAGACGUUGUUUCGUUCACUGGUUUCUAAAUGAAGGAUUAGAAGAAGCGGAACUUCAAGAAGCCAGAGAAACUCUUGCUUCGAUUGAAAACGACUACAGGGAGAUCAAUUUAUCCGGAGAUAAGAACCGGAACUUUGCAUCUACCCUCAGCAAACCCGUACUGAAGAGGCAUAAGCGUGCUGGUUGGAGAACUUCGAAAACGGAGGACAAUGUAUCCAGUUUGUCUCCGUCUGAUUCUGCAAUGGAUGAUAGUAGUAUCUUUGAACCUGCUCGAAGGAUUAGGGAGAAAGGGGAAAAUGCGGACUGCAGUUUGGAGUUCUUGAAGGAUUUGUCCCAAACAAAUCGACUUAAAAGGGAACGUUGGACUGUUGUGAAGUAAAAGGUACUGUGUAUCACUUAGUUCGAAUAGAAUACCAAGUCGAAUGUGGGAAUGACUUGACACAGCAUCUUCAGAUACAUCUUUUAUCUCUACAUAUUUCUAUGCUUUGCUCUAUACGAAAUUGGUCUUUGUGGACAGCUGGGAUUUUACGUUUCUGUGCAAUCGCUUAUUUGCACGAAGCCUGUCAUAUUUGUUUUUAAC